UCUCCUUCGAACAUCAAAACUGACAACGUUACUGACCGACUGGGUCGGCACACAGCGGUCCGCCCGGACGCGAGUACACAGUGUAAACACAGCGUGGCCGUGCGCAGCGCGCGCAGCGUGCAGUGAGGUCGCUGACGAUCCAAGCCCUGGUGCUGGUCCUGGUCGAGGCUGGUCGAAGCCCCAGCUCUGCGGACCCGGCCCUUUCGCCCCGACCCACGCUUCGCCGGCGUCGCCCGGUCUAGACGCCCAGGCGGACACCGCCCUCGCCGCCGCCAUGCCGACCGAGUGCAUCUCGGAGCAGUGCCUGACGAACCCGCUGCAGCGCGAGCUGGCGGACAGCAUCAUCAGGAUGGUGCCCCUCGACGACAUCCGCAUCCUGCUAGCGUGCGGAGCCAAGGUGAACGAGCCGGUGACGCAGGGGCUGCGGCCGCUGCACUACGCCGUGUGGCAGCGCUACCCGGAGGCCGCCAUGCUGCUGCUGGUGCGCGGCGGCGACGUCAACGCCCGCGACGAGUGCGGCUACUCCGCGCUGCACCUGUCUGCCGAGCACGGGUACACGGAGCUGGUCAAGCUGCUGCUGCUGCAGGGCGCGCGAGUGGACUACCGCGAGGACACGGACGACCCCUUCCCGCGCACCACCCUCUGCGACGAGCCCCUCCGUCUCGCCAUCCGCAACGGCCACCACGAGGUGGCACGCGUGCUGCUGGAGAAUGGCGCCGACCCGAACAAGCGCUACUUCUUCGGCUCGGAGAUCAACCUGGUGUCGCCGCUGGACUUGGACUUCAUGCGGCUGCUGCUGACGUACGGCGCCAACCCGGACGCCGUGGACCGGGCCGGGCUCACCCCGCUCAUGAAGGCGGCCAGGCUGGCGCAGGGCAUGGAGUCGGUGCUGCUGCUGCUCUCCUUCGGGGCCAACGUGAACGCGCUGACGGACGAGCGCCACGACUUCCGGUCCGUGCUGCACUACGCCGUGCUGUCCGGCAACCUGGCCACCGUGAACCUGCUGCUGCGGCAGGGCGCGCGCGUCAACUUCCCCGCCGACUACCAGAAGCCCACGCCGCUGCAGCUCGCCAUCCUCAAGGGCGACCCGGACCUCGUGCGCAUGCUGCUGCAGGCCGGCGCUGACGUGAACGCCUCCUCCCCCAUCAUCGGCACCGCCCUGCACGUCGUGUGCGCCGACAACAUCCCCAACCGGCUGGACAUCCUGCAGCAGCUGCUGGAGGCGGGCGCGGACCCCAACGUGCUGGUGGACUCGGACGAGGGCCCUCCCUUGAGGCCCGUCCUGGCCGAGUACCUGGCGUCCAACGAGGCGCAGCCCUGCGCCGUGGUCGUCGGCAUGCUGCUGCGCUACGGAGCCAAGGUGGUGAUGAAGACGCAGUUCCGCGACCCCCACGGCAUCCUCAACUCGCUGCAGAGCGUCGGCCAGCACGAGGACGUGUUCUACACGCUGCUCGAGGCGGCCGAGAGCUUCGACACGUGCAUGAUCCGCCGGUCGCAGUUCAUCAACGACGACCAGCGUGGGCUGCUCAUGCGGCUGGCCACGUCGCCCUUGCCACUGCGACACCAGGUCCGCCUGUACCUCCGGAGGCUGUUCGGGCCGCGCCUUCCCGACGUAACUCCGCAGCUGGAGCUCCCCACGCUGCUGCAGCACUACCUGCUCUACGAGUUCAGCUAGCGAGUAGCGACCCUGUCCCGGUGGUCCCUGGUAUGUUUGACAUGCAACUGUGGUUAGAUGUUGAUAUUCAGUAUUUGCUGGAAACAGAUUGUGAUAUACUAUUUCAUGGGCUAGUGGACGGACAGAAGAUGUGCGUGUACGUUUUCUCUCAAUUGUGAUCUUAUUGUCAUACUAUACCAAAUUAUCAAUGUUUAUUUUGUACCUUAUUAGACUCUUAGUUUUAAGUUCUGUAAAUGGUGAUGUUAUAAGCAGACUAUUUUUAUACCUUUGUAUGCGGCAGCAGUGUGUCUUGUAUUUCUUUUUUGUUUGUUUGUAUGGUUUUUGAUGCAGGCUUACAAGGGUUUACAGAAAACAGCGUCCAAUGCCCUUUCCAAAGCUUGGCUAAAAUUGAUUCCUUUUUUCCCAUUUUUUAAACUCUGAAAUGUCUUUGUCAAUAAAGAAAAUUGCAUAAAAAAAA
This is a messenger RNA of Thrips palmi, 2132 nucleotides long. RefSeq names its product ankyrin repeat and SOCS box protein 14-like. Lineage: Eukaryota; Metazoa; Arthropoda; Insecta; Thysanoptera; Thripidae. The record is from RefSeq and is a predicted model, not a curated record. The coding region runs from base 275 to 1675 and encodes 466 amino acids. Gene Ontology annotation, molecular function: protein binding. The transcript is spliced from 9 exons. Gene Ontology annotation, cellular component: nucleus; cytoplasm.